GUGGUGUUGAAGUCGGAAGCUAAAGUCCACAGCCUGACUCUGAGGGACGUCAAGCUCAAUGAAGCCGGACAGAUCAAACUCACCGCCAAGGACUUCCAGACGGAGGCCAACCUCAUCGUCAAAGAGCCGGCGGUGGAGUUCUCGAAGCCUCUGCAGGACCAGACGGUGGAGGAAGAGGCCACCGCCACACUGGAGUGUGAAGUGUCCCGGGAGAAGGCCGAGGUGACAUGGUUCAAGGACGGCACGGAGAUCAGGAAGACAAAGAAGUACGAGAUGAUCGUGGACGGCCACAAGAGGGCGCUGAUCAUCCACGACUGCACGCUGGAUGACUCCAGGACGUACGCCUGCGACGCCAAGCAGUUCAAGACCUCCUGCUUCCUCAACGUGGAGCCUCCACACAUCGAGUUUUCGAAGCCGCUGCACGACGUGGAAGUGAAAGAGAAGGAAUCUGCCAGGUUUGAGUGUGAAGUGUCCAGAGAGGACGUCAAGGUCCGCUGGUUCAAAGACGGAAGUGAAAUCAGGAAAGGGAAGAAGUACGAGAUGGUGUCUCAGGGCCGGCAGCACGCCCUCAUCGUCCACAAGUCUGUGUUCGACGAUGAGGCGGAGUACGAGUGCGACGCCAAAACCAUCAAGUCCUCCGGCAUGCUCACUGUCGUCGAGGAGGAGGCGCGCUUCAGUAAGAACCUGUCCAGCGUGGAGGGCACGGAGACGGACAGCGUGAAGCUGAUCUGCGAGGUGUCCAAACCCUCGGCCGAGGUGCGCUGGUUCAGAGGAGACGAGGAGCUGCCGGAGGGCGGCCGCUACGAGCACAUCGUGGACGGGAAGAGGAGGAUCCUGCUGAUCCAGGACCUGAAGAUGGUCGACGCCGCGGAGUACACCUGCAGGCUGAGCGCCAGCAUCAAGACCUCCGGGACCCUCAAGAUCAACGAGCUGGCUGCAGAGUUCAUCUCGCGGCCGCACAGCGUGGAGGUGGUGGAGGGCGAGAAGGCGGAGUUCAGCUGCUCCGUCUCCAAAGACACGUUCGAGGUGAAGUGGCUGAAGGACGGCUCGGAGCUGCAGGCCGGAGACAAGUUCAGCAUGCUGAGCGACGGGAAGAGACGCACGCUAGUCAUCAAGGACAGCGAGCCCAAGGACGAGGGCGCCUACGUGGUGAUGAUCGGAGCGACGCGCGCCAGCGCAGACCUCACCGUGCUCGGUAAGCCCCGCCCACUGAGGUCAUAUAUAUAG
Messenger RNA from Notothenia coriiceps (black rockcod), 1227 nucleotides. Its product is annotated as titin-like. The record is from RefSeq and is a predicted model, not a curated record. The transcript is spliced from 6 exons. NCBI's taxonomy places the organism in Eukaryota, Metazoa, Chordata, Actinopteri, Perciformes, Nototheniidae. The annotation marks the transcript as partial.